AUGGACGCUCAGAGAGCUCUCCUCGACGAACUCAUGGGUUCAGCACGAAACUUGACGGAGGAAGAGAGAAGGGGGUACAAGGAAGUUAGCUGGGACGAUAGAGAAGUAUGUGGAUUCUAUAUGGUCAGGUUUUGUCCUCACGAUCUCUUCGUCAACACGCGUAGUGAUCUCGGACCUUGCCCAAAAAUACAUGACCCUAAGUUGAAAGAAAGUUUUGAAAAUUCCCCAAGACAUGAUGCCUAUGUACCCAAAUUUGAAGCCGAACUUUCUCAAUUUUGUGAGAAAUUGGUGAUGGACCUGGAUAGAAGAGUAAAACGUGGCCGGGAACGUCUUAAUCAAGAGGUGGAGCUACCACCGCCGCCACCACUGACAGCUGAAAAAUCUGAACAGCUAUCUGUGCUGGAGGAGAAAAUAAAGAACCUUCUGGAACAAGUUGAAUCUCUUGGUGAAGCUGGGAAGGUUGAUGAAGCUGAAGCUCUAAUGCGAAAGGUGGAGACACUUAAUACUGAGAAGGCAGUCUUGACACAGCCUCAAAAUGAAAAAGUGUUAAUGCUUCAGGAGAAGAAAAUGGCACUCUGUGAGGUAUGCGGUUCUUUUCUUGUGGCAAAUGAUGCUGCAGAAAGAACUCAGUCUCAUGUCGCAGGAAAGCAGCAUGUUGGCUAUGGCAUGGUUCGUGAUUUCAUAAAUGAAUACAAAACUGCUAAGGAAAAGGCUAUUGAAGAAGAAAGAUUGGCUCGGGAAAAAGAGAUAGAAGAGCGAAGAAAGCAAAAGGAGAAGGAUAAUGAGAGAAAGAGACGGAGUGAUUCAAGUGAUAGGGAGAAAUAUCGUGAUAAAGAUCGAGACAGGGAGCGUGAUCGGUACAGAGAUAGAGACUCAGAACAUGAAAGAUCUCGGGAAUAUGAAGUUAGAGGUAAUCGAGAUCGGGGAAGGGGGAUGGAUUCUAGGUCGAGGAAUGGAAAAAAUGGGGGUAGAGACAGGUACCGCAAUCGGAGCAGAUCACGUUCCCCUAUAAGGCAUAACUACAGAAGGUCUUGA
Lathyrus sativus (Indian pea) is the source of this 1035-nucleotide messenger RNA. The record is from the annotation of a GenBank genome assembly. NCBI's taxonomy places the organism in Eukaryota, Viridiplantae, Streptophyta, Magnoliopsida, Fabales, Fabaceae.